AUGCACGCCGGACUGAGCGAAUUAACCGAAUUCGGACUGGGCGGGCGGUGGUCUCACUGCAAAGGGUCACGGCCGCGCCGGCAAAAGCCCCCCGCGCGGGCGGCGCGAGUCGGGCCUCGGGGUACCCAGCGCACGAGUCGCGCAGAACCGCGGCGGGGGCCGGGGUCCCAGCCGGCCGGUCGCCCCCGCGCCGUCCGCGCCCCGCCCGCGGCCCCUUCCCCGCCCGCGGCCCCUUCCCCGCCCGCCCGGUCGCGCGCGGCAUUGUGGGAGUUGUGGUCCUCGCGGCCCCGCGGAGCGCAGCGCGGCGUCGGCAUCGGCGGGGCAUCGGCUCGCCUCCCGCUCCGGCUCCCGCGACGUGGGCCGAGCAGCGGCGGGGCGGAGGCUCAGCGACGCGGGCAGGGGGCGUCCGCGCGUCCGCGCCCUCGGGCGGCAGAGUCGCCCCGGCCCCAGCAGCCACCCCCGCCGGCCGCGCGCCGGGCGCAGGUAAGCGGCGUCUCCAGGGGCGACAGGGCGGGAGGACUGCGCGGCCCGGCCAGCCUCGCGACACCGGGAGGAAGGAGGCGGUGGCCCGGCGGCUGCAGGCCGGCCGCUGGGGAUGCUGUGGGACGCCGGCGCCCGCCUGCGCCCCGCAUCCCGGCCGGGCCGAGGGGCCCUGGCGCCCGACGCUCGCUACGUGCUGAGCGCCUCCGCCACUGCUGUGCUAGCGGCCAGAGCCGGGCAUCAUCCUCCAUCUCCCCCGUGCCCCAUCGCGGUCCCCUCCCUCGUGUAAACUCCUCCCCGCCCCCAGCACCCGCCUCCCAGUGA
Molecule: messenger RNA, 804 nt
Organism: Rhinolophus ferrumequinum (greater horseshoe bat)
Lineage: Eukaryota; Metazoa; Chordata; Mammalia; Chiroptera; Rhinolophidae
Product: proline-rich protein 2-like
Exons: 1
Coding region: 1-804 (267 amino acids)
Source: RefSeq, a predicted model, not a curated record